This is a messenger RNA of Pangasianodon hypophthalmus (striped catfish), 1644 nucleotides long. RefSeq names its product N-ethylmaleimide-sensitive factor attachment protein, alpha b (gene napab). NCBI's taxonomy places the organism in Eukaryota, Metazoa, Chordata, Actinopteri, Siluriformes, Pangasiidae. Gene Ontology annotation, molecular function: soluble NSF attachment protein activity; syntaxin binding. The transcript has 12 exons. The record is from RefSeq and is a predicted model, not a curated record. Gene Ontology annotation, biological process: intracellular protein transport; regulation of synaptic vesicle priming; SNARE complex disassembly. The coding region runs from base 59 to 946 and encodes 295 amino acids. Gene Ontology annotation, cellular component: terminal bouton; synaptobrevin 2-SNAP-25-syntaxin-1a complex; vacuolar membrane.
AAAGCGGGAGCAGCAAGCUAGCUAACGUUAGCGAUAACUAACGGUGAUAAACGGAAAUAUGGACAACUCAGCCAAAGAAAAAGAGGCUAUGUCUUUAAUGGCAGAAGCCGAAAAGAAGGUCAAAUCCUCGCAGUCUUUCUUCGGCUCGUUGUUUGGGGGUUCUUCAAAGAUGGAGGAAGCAUGUGACAUGUAUGCAAGAGCAGCAAACAUGUUCAAGAUGGCAAAGAACUGGAGCGCUGCAGGAAAUGCCUUCUGUCAGGCAGCACUCCUUCACCUGCAGAUGCAGAGCAAACAUGAUGCAGCAACUAACUUCAUUGAUGCUGGCAAUGCCUUUAAAAAAGCUGACCCUCAAGAGGCCAUAAACUGCCUGAUUAGGGCAAUCGAGAUUUACACAGAUAUGGGUCGUUUCACAAUCGCAGCAAAGCAUCAUGUGACCAUUGCAGAGAUCUAUGAAACAGAAUUAGUUGACAUUGAUAAGGCUAUAGCUCACUAUGAGCAAGCAGCAGAUUACUACAAAGGAGAGGAGUCCACAAGCUCAGCUAACAAGUGUCUGCUUAAAGUUGCUGCCUAUGCGGCUCAGCUGGAGCAGUAUCCAAAAGCCAUUGAGAUAUAUGAACAGGUUGGAACACAAGCAAUGGACAGCACACUACUGAAAUACAGUGCCAAGGAUUAUUUCUUUAAGGCAGCUCUCUGCCACUUCUGUGUUGAUAUGCUUAAUGCCAAGCUGGCUUUGCAGAAGUAUGAGGAAAUGUUUCCUGCCUUUUCAGACUCACGUGAAUGCAAAUUGGUCAAGAAACUUUUAGAUGCAUAUGAGGAACAGAAUGUUGACGUGUAUACAGACUCGGUGAAGGAGUAUGACACAAUCUCACGACUGGAUCAGUGGCUCACCACUAUCUUGUUGCGCAUCAAGAAAACCAUACAAGAGGAUGAGAGUGACCUCCGUUAACAACCCUAUUUUUUGCCCCAACUCUCCGGUUAUUCUUGUACCUUGAGCUUCCCCUUGUUUUCCUUUUUAUCCUCUUAACAGCAGUGCAGUGACUUCCUUCUUAAGUGAUUUUUCUCAGAUCCAGUUACCUUCAUCUUCGCAACUCAGACAUGGAUAAUAGGCUACAUUCAGACACUGAAGAACACUAAGAAAUAGCUUGUUGUUUAGACAAGCAGAGGUUUGAAGAGUGCCUUAGAACUGAAACCAACUGCAGUACAAUGGGCACUCCUUGCAUAAGGACAAUAGAUGCUGUGGAUUCAUGCUUUGUGCCCACUGAGCCCUAUGCGCUGACUUAUUACUAUGCACGAAAUGCCUUUUCCCCCAGUUUAUGAUACUCAGUUUAUGCUGUCUUAGGAUAUCAGUAGUGUUACUUCCAUCAAAGAUGCCAUUAUGAAUUCACUGCAGUAACUUUUUACUGCAUAAUUCAUCAUGGCCUUCCUUGUGUAUCCUCUAGAAUAUCCAGUGAGUUAUUUUUUCCUUUCCUUGUUUGUUUUAUAUUUUAAACAGUGAUGAACAUUGAUAAACAUGUUUCACUGAUUACUUCUGUUAAUAAGUCUCUAAAAUUGAUGAUAUAGUAAAUAUAUUAUUGAACUGUGCACUUUUUUUUUAAUUAUGUUCGAGUUCAUUGCAUAUUAAAGCAUAGUUUGAUGUUCAAAAUA